AAUGUUGGGGAGUUCUUCGAUAAAAAAUGUAAGAGAGUUCAAUUCACACACGCCUGCCUGCCCACAUCAAAACGGCACCAUCUUCACCGUCGUACACCAAGUCUCCACCACUUAAAACCUACCAAGUUAAAAAUCAAACGAAAAACCCACCCCAAUUCAUUUCCUGUUUGUUACACUAAGCUUCAAGCUCCAAGCUCCAAGCUCCAAGCUCCAGCCAUGGCCGCCAUCUCUCUCUCUCUCUCUCCAAACCCUAGCUUCACAACCACCACCACCCACAAGCCCUCCCACCCCCUCUCUACCCCAACCUUUCUCAAAUUCCCAACCGUAUCCCCAUCCACCAUCAAAUCCCUCACCCACGCGCCCCUACUCCAAACCCCAAACCCAACCCCAACCCUACGCGCCACCUUCUCCACACGCGCCGCCGCAUCCACAACCCCAUCCACCACAUUCCACGGCCUCUGCUACGUCCUCGACGAUAACAUCGACACCGAUCAGAUCAUCCCCGCCGAGUACCUGACCCUAGUCCCCUCCAACCCCUCCGAGUACGAGAAGCUCGGAUCCUACGCGCUCUGCGGUCUCCCGGACGCCUACUCCACGCGCUUCGUGGACCCGGAUGAGACCAAGUCCAAGUACUCGAUCAUAAUCGCGGGCGCAAACUUCGGGUGCGGGUCAUCGCGCGAGCACGCGCCAGUGGCCCUAGGGGCGGCGGGCGUUGCUGCGGUAGUGGCGGAGUCCUACGCGCGCAUCUUCUUCAGGAACUCGGUGGCGACUGGCGAGGUGUACCCGCUGGAGUCGGAGGUUAGGGUUUGCGAGGAGUGCAAGACUGGAGAUGUGGUGAGCAUCGAGCUGAGCGAGAGCCGUCUGAUCAAUCACACGACUGGCAAAGAGUACACGUUGAAGCCCAUUGGGGAUGCGGGCCCAGUCAUUAGAGCUGGUGGGAUUUUUGCUUAUGCUAGAGAAGCUGGAAUGAUUCCCACCUUGACUUCUUCUUAGAUUUUACCUUCUGAGUAUUUGGGUCUUUGCCAUUUGGUAGGUCUUGUGUUGGGUUUUACUAUGAAAAGGCUGCCCUUGCAUUAUGAUUUGUAUUUUUGUAUGUUGAAGCUUAAGCUUAAUGGUUACUGGUGUAUUAUGCUAAUUUAGAAAUAAAAACAUGAGUUGUUUUGUCAA
Messenger RNA from Prunus mume (Japanese apricot), 1167 nucleotides. RefSeq names its product 3-isopropylmalate dehydratase small subunit 1-like. Lineage: Eukaryota; Viridiplantae; Streptophyta; Magnoliopsida; Rosales; Rosaceae. The record is from RefSeq and is a predicted model, not a curated record. Gene Ontology annotation, molecular function: hydro-lyase activity.